Adineta ricciae is the source of this 1761-nucleotide messenger RNA. Lineage: Eukaryota; Metazoa; Rotifera; Eurotatoria; Adinetida; Adinetidae. The record is from the annotation of a GenBank genome assembly.
AUGAAAAAUCAUUCCUGUGCAUUUUUUGUGGAUCGAGCAAUUUCAUUUGAAAGUUUAUUUAUUCAAAAAGAGGAAUACAAACUAAUUGAUGAAUUUCGUCGAAAAGUUCCUUUAACAACGUAUGAAGAUUAUCGUGAUUAUAUUGAUCGAAUGAUUCAACACGGUGAAAAACAUUUACUCACUACGAAUUCAAUAAUUUAUUAUGGAACAAGUUCUGGAACAACAUCGAAAGUGAAAUAUCUUCCAUUAACAUCAACAAUGACUAAAAUCUACAUAAUGUUGGCACGUUUAGGAACUUCUGCUAUUUGGAGAUCACUUUCAACUUCAUAUCCUUGUCCUGAACAACGAUGGUUUCAUUUAUACAUUGGAAAGAAAUCAAAGAAAUUUCCAAGAUCGAAAGAUGGAAUACCUAUGGGACCUGUUACUCAAAUCUCUUCAGCUGUUUCAUAUAUUCCAGGAAUGAACAUUGUUUUAUCUACUUUUAAUACUUUAUCGGUGAAUUUAAUUGAAAAUAUUGAAGAUUUCGAAACAAGUGCACUUGUUCAACUUAUCUUCGCAUUAGCAGUUCCCGAUCUUUUCUCAUAUACAAUUCUUUUUGCUCCGACAUUUAUUCAUUCAAUGAAAAUUAUCGAAGAACAUUUUCAAGAGAUUUGUCAAUGUAUUUCUUCGUGCAAUGUCGAUCAAAGUUCUGUUAUUCGAAAUAAUCUUCAUGAUCGAAAAGUUCGACAAACGUUAAAUGAAUCAUUAAAUGAAUUAACAAUGGAAUACGGAGGAUUUGUUUAUCGACAACAACGUGCAGAACACAUUCGAAAUGAAUGUUUAAAGAAAGAUCAUUGUGGUUUACUUCAUCGUCUUUGGCCAACAUUAGUUUUUGUAUCAACAGCAAUUGGAUCUUCAUUUGUUAUGUAUAAAAAUCAAAUUGAAUCUUAUUGUGGAAAGAAAUUACCUUUGAUCAAUGUGGUUAUCUAUUGUGCAAGUGAAGGAUUUUUUGGUUCUCUCGCUUCUAUUUAUACAGAUGAAUAUAUUCUCUCUCCAAUAUCUGUCUUUUUUGAAUUUAUUAAAGAAGAAGAUAUUCACGAAACACAACCAAAGACUCUUCUCAUCUCUGAAAUUACACCUGGACAUCGAUAUGAAUUGGUAAUUACAACUGAAGCUGGUCUUAAUCGAUAUCGUAUGGGUGAUGUGAUCAAUUGUACAAGAUUUCUUUCUCGAUCAGAUGAUUUAAUUCCAUUACCAUUGGAAUUCGAAGUCAUUCCUCGAAUACCUUUGAUCUCAGUUGCAUAUCGUAUUGGAAGUUUAUUAGAUGUUUUUGGAGAGAAAACAACAGAAGAACAUGUUUUACAUGCUUUGACAGAAACAGUUCAUCAAUGGAAAAAUCAACGAUUAUCAGUUGAUCUAUGUGAUUUCACCACUUAUCCAAGAUUAGAUGUAUUUCCACCAAGAUAUGUGAUCUUUUUAGAAUUAUCCGAUGAACAUUCAAUUGGUGAUGAACAACUUGAAAUGUUAAAGAAGAAUGUGAAUAAAGAUGUCGAAAAGCAACUUUGUCAAGCUAAUGAUGGUUAUCAACGAACAAGAAAUGUGAAUAAACUUGCUUCACUCAAUUGUAUUUUUGUUCAUAAUGGUACUUUUUCAACUUUUCGAAAUAAGAAAUUGAUCACUGAUCAACUUACUCCGCUUCAAAUUAAACCCCAUCGAUUAUUGAAAAAUGAAGAACAUAUCGAAUUUUUUUAUCAAAAUCAAAUGAAAACUUCCUCGGCUUAA